AUGGUUCAUACCACAGUCCUGGGUCCCUACAAACCUCAGCGUCCUGUCCAGAGCUUCAGUCCUGGUGUAGAGGCCUCAUCCGUGUCUACAGCCUCAGUCCCUGGUCAAAUCCUUCAGUCUGGUCUACAAAGGCCUCAGUCCUGGUCUAGAGCCUCAGUCCUGGGUUCUAGAGCCCUCAGAUCCCUGGGUGUAGAGCGCUCAGUCCCUGGGUCUACAACAAGCCUCAGUCCUGGGUCUAGAGGCCUCAGUCCUGGUCCUAAGAGCCUCAGUCCUUGGUGUAGAGGCCUCAUCCUGUCUACAGCCUCAUUCCUGGCUCACCUCAGUCCUGGUCUACAGCCUCAGUUCCUGGUCUACAGCCUCAGUCCUGGGGUUACAGCCACAGUCCUGGGUCAAGAGCCUCAGUCCUGGGGUCUACAGCUCAGAUCUGGUCCUACAGCCUCAGUCCCUGGGUCAAGCAGCCUCAGUCUGGUCGCAUAG
This is a messenger RNA of Knipowitschia caucasica, 477 nucleotides long. Lineage: Eukaryota; Metazoa; Chordata; Actinopteri; Gobiiformes; Gobiidae. The record is from the annotation of a GenBank genome assembly.